AUGAAGGCUGUGUUCCGCGGUGAGAGGGGCACUGGUCCGAAUGGCUCCGGCCUGACGGGUGUUUAUUCUAUGCAAACUCCGCCGUCCGACGAGGACCUGGCUGUUCAGCCCCACUUUGGCGGGCGUGAGACCGAUACAAAGGCUCCCGCACCCGCCACAGCGUGGAUGGAGGUCUGGGACUUUGCCGGCGGCGCGAGUUUCCGGGCAUUUGUGGCGGACGACGGGGCUGAAAAGUCCCUGUUUGCCUUGUUUGAUAGGAACGUCAUCGGACGUGACCUGAAGCCUGCGCUCAUGGCUUUGAUGGAGUUGGUUGACGGUCCACUGGACUGCCAGCAUCUCGUCAUCUGCAUUGACCGAGGCAUCGAGGAGGAAGACGCGAAAUCAUUGAUGAAGAGCCUGCAGUGGGUGGGCUUCGAGCUGACGACGCUGGACCGCUGGGCGCAUGACGUGGACGUGACGAGCAACAGGUGGCUGUUCAUGGGCAUGGAAAUCUAG
Colletotrichum siamense is the source of this 495-nucleotide messenger RNA. RefSeq lists its product as uncharacterized. The record is from RefSeq and is a predicted model, not a curated record. The transcript has 2 exons. Gene Ontology annotation, cellular component: nucleus; cytoplasm. Gene Ontology annotation, biological process: positive regulation of protein catabolic process. Gene Ontology annotation, molecular function: ornithine decarboxylase inhibitor activity. Lineage: Eukaryota; Fungi; Ascomycota; Sordariomycetes; Glomerellales; Glomerellaceae. The coding region runs from base 1 to 495 and encodes 164 amino acids.